Molecule: messenger RNA, 1793 nt
Organism: Pimephales promelas (fathead minnow)
Lineage: Eukaryota; Metazoa; Chordata; Actinopteri; Cypriniformes; Leuciscidae
Gene: mdka
Product: midkine a
Molecular function (GO): growth factor activity
Source: RefSeq, a predicted model, not a curated record
AGACACAUUAAAAGGCGGAUGCUGGAGAAGAGUUCACACACGAAACUUUAGCAAGACCGUUCAGUGUGGAAACUUUCAACACAGAAAACAAAAUGCGUGGCCUGUUUUCCACCCUCAUCGUGGUGCUGGUGGCCUUAAUGAUCGUGACUACAGAGGCUGGGAAAAACAAGAAAGAGAAGAAUAAGGGAGGUAAGGGUGCGGCGGACUGUGCGGAGUGGCGCUAUGGCACCUGCGUGGCCAAUAACGGGGACUGUGGACCAGGAGUGAGAGAAGGCACCUGUAACGAGCAGACCAAAAAAGUCAAAUGCAGAGUUCCCUGCAACUGGAAGAAAGACUUUGGAGCUGACUGCAAGUAUAAGUUUGGUAACUGGGGCGAGUGUGACUCUGCCACGAGCUUAAAGAGCCGCACCGGCACUCUACAAAAGGCUCUCUUCAAUGUCGACUGUCAGCAAACCAUCUCUGUGUCCAAACCCUGCGCCACCAAGGUCAAAAACAAACCCAAAGGAAAGAAAAACAAGGGGAAAGGGAACUAAAGGGAGCAAGAGAUGAACAGUAAACAUCACGUGAUCAUCCGUCAUCCAAACACGGCCUUUUAUAUCUCUACUCAGUGCUCUUCAGCUUGAGCGGGACUUGCUCCACAGCCACAAACAUAUAGCUUUAGAAGACUGUGACAGAGUAACAUCUGAGUAUUUGACACCUUACAUGACUCUUUCAUUUGUGAGGGAGAGGGAAGAAUAAAAUGUCGCUGUUUAGCAUGUGGUUCCCUGUAGUUUUCCCAUUCCUCUGAUGUUUCCCUCCAGCACAUUCCUCUCUCUCUCUCUCUCUCUCCCCCUCCCCAUCUAUCAGCUGUGUAAGCCUCAGGCUAAAGGACAACAAUCAGUAGAAUCAAAUCAAACACAUCUAUUUUAUGACCGUUUUACUUACAAAUUUGGUUUUGUAAAAUUGUGUAAUUUACAGGAUUAUAUUACUAGUGGGGUAUAUAAGUAGUGUUUGGAUGUCACCCUUCUCUUUUUUUGUAUCAUAGAAUAUAAAACUGAGGAGUGUUGUUUGAAAUAAAUGAUUUGUUUCUUUUUCUAUAAAAGGUCUAGUUUGUGUAAAAGUGAAAAUACCCCAAUACUGUUAUUUUUUCCUUUUGACUUGACUGUUACUAACAGAUUGAAGGGUGACAGGGGGUUUUAAGAUUUAGACUGCAUAUUAGAGAGACUGUCCCCUCUUGAGCAAAACCUAUUUUAUAAGCAAGAAAGACGGUGAAGUUUUGUUACAGAGCUUUGUGUGUUUUAUGUUGUGUGUUAACUAAAGGUAAGUUAGUGAUGACCGUUCAUUAUUAAAGACACUUGAGCCCUGCAAAUAUUAUGCAAACCCACAUGUGUGUUUAUGAACAUGUAAAGAACAAGCCUUUUCUUCUCCUGGUCAGUGCGCUUGAUAACUUUAUUAAGCUUUAUGCAAUAUAAAAAGAACCAUACACUCGUAUGUACACUGGCUCUUUAAGGGCAGUGGUAGAUAAGUCCAUAAUUACAAUGUGUUCAUUCAAACAGCUUCACUGGGGUAAUGAUCAUUGACUUUGCCCUUUAGCUGCUAUACUUAUACAUGGGAUUUCUACAUCAAUCCUUAUAUAAUUUACAUUUGAACAUUUGAAGUGAAAAUUUAAAAGACCAGAGGAAAGAGCAUUUUGGGCAAAGUCAUUUUUCUGGAUUGGUGAUGCUAAUGAUAGACUUGCUAUUUUCAGAUUUGCAGAAGGACAAUAUUCAGAUUGUAUGAUUGAUUUUCUUUAAUACAGUUCAGAGAGAACUCUA